This is a messenger RNA of Megalops cyprinoides (Indo-Pacific tarpon), 2278 nucleotides long. RefSeq names its product ATP-binding cassette, sub-family G (WHITE), member 8 (gene abcg8). Gene Ontology annotation, cellular component: plasma membrane. Lineage: Eukaryota; Metazoa; Chordata; Actinopteri; Elopiformes; Megalopidae. Gene Ontology annotation, molecular function: ATP binding; ATP hydrolysis activity; ABC-type transporter activity. The transcript is spliced from 13 exons. The coding region runs from base 120 to 2138 and encodes 672 amino acids. Gene Ontology annotation, biological process: cholesterol homeostasis. The record is from RefSeq and is a predicted model, not a curated record.
GGGGCCGGCCUUUAUUCUGCGUCCCCGGGACGGGAGAAAGAGGAGCAGGAGUCCGGUCUGGGAGCCGCGGGGAGCAUGAGGAGCACACACAGGAGCGUCUGCACUCCGCCGCCGCUGUGAUGUCCGAAGAGAAAGGCCUCGAUUCGGGAGGGGGUCCCGACCCCUCUGGCACCCCCAAGGUGAAACGGAGGGAUCAGCUGUUUUCCACAGCAGACGAAGACAGCAGUCUGUACUUCACCUACAGCGGGGGUCGCAAUGAGCUGCUGAUCAGAGACCUGCACUACCAGGUGGACACUGCAGCACAGAUCCCCUGGUAUGAGAAGCUGUCGGAGUUUAAGCUGCCCUGGGAGAUGCAUGGCGUUAAGCAGAUGGCCAUCCAGAACUUGAACCUGCGUGUACGCAGUGGCCAGAUGCUGGCUGUUAUAGGCAGCUCAGGCUGUGGGAAGACGUCCCUGCUGGACAUCAUCACGUGCCGGGACGAGGGCGGCUCUGUGAAGUCGGGUCAGGUCCUCAUAAACGGGCGACCCAGCACGCCCCAGCUGGUGCGGAAGAGCAUUGCCCACGUGCGGCAGGAUGACCGCCUGCUGCCCCACCUCACCGUGAAGGAGACACUGGCCUUCGUGGCCAAACUGCGGCUACCCACGCACUUCUCCCAGGCCCAGCGAGACCAGAGGGUGGAAGACGUUAUCGCAGAACUGCGGCUGCGGCAGUGUGCCCACACGCGAGUGGGGAACGAAUACGUGCGGGGCGUGUCCGGGGGUGAGAGGAGGAGGGUCAGCAUCGCUGUGCAGCUGCUCUGGAACCCUGGUAUCCUGAUCCUGGACGAGCCCACCUCAGGUCUGGACAGCUUCACGGCGCAUAACCUGGUGAUAACGCUGUCUCGCCUGGCACGGGGGAACCGCCUGGUUCUGCUGUCGGUCCACCAACCCCGCUCAGACAUCUUCCAACUGUUCGACCUGGUGGUCCUGCUGUCCUCCGGGUCGGCGGUGUACUGCGGCCCAGCUCGGGACAUGGUGCCCUACUUCACCGCCCUGGGACACCCCUGCCCCCGCUACUGCAACCCCUCCGACUUCUAUGUGGACCUGAUCAGUAUCGACCGCCGCUCUCCCGAGUGUGAGGCAGAGUGCCUGGCGCGGGCGAAGGUGCUGGCGGAACAAUUCCUGGAGAACGUGAAGGACACUGAGGACUUCAUGUGGAAGCCAGAGGAGUCCAGCAUCACCCCUGAGAGUUUCAGCACUCCCUCAAACCCUCAGGAGGAGGUGAUCAACGUGUCCAAUCACAAGGACCGCCUUCCAGGCCGACUGCACCAGUUUUCCAUCCUGCUCAGGCGGCAGAUGUACAAUGACUUCCGGGACUUGGUCACGCUGCUGGUGCACGGGUUCGAGGCUCUGCUGAUGUCGCUGCUGAUCGGCUUCCUCUACUACGGGGCGGGCGAGGAGCGCCUCUCCAUCCAGGACACCGUGGCGCUGCUCUACAUGAUCGGGGCGCUGACACCCUUUGCUGUGGUGCUGGACGUCAUCGCCAAGUGCCACUCUGAAAGAGCCAUGCUGUAUCACGAACUAGAGGAUGGAAUGUACUCAGUCACAUCAUACUUCUUUGCCAAGAUCCUGGGCGAGCUGCCCGAGCACUGUGCCUUCACGCUGGUCUACGGCCUGCCCAUCUACUGGCUGGCGGGUCUGAACGGGGCGCCCGACCGCUUCCUGCUCAACUUCCUGCUGAUCUGGCUGAUGGUGUACUGCAGCCGCUCCAUGGCGCUCUUUGUGGCUGCUGCCCUGCCCACCCUGCAGACCUCGGCCUUCAUGGGCAACGCCCUCUUCACCGUCUUCUACCUCACAGGUGGCUUUGUCAUCAGCCUGGACAACAUGUGGCUGGUGGCCUCCUGGUUCUCCUACGCGUCCUUCAUGCGCUGGGGCUUCGACGGCUUGCUGCAGGUGCAGUUCCGGGGGCUCAAGUACCAGGUCGCCAUCGGAAACAUCACCAUCAAUGUCGACGGGAUUACGGUGGUAGAGGCCAUGGACAUGAAUCAGUACCCGCUCUACUCCUGCUACCUGGUAUUGAUCGCCGUCUGCGUGGCAUUCAUGCUGCUGUACUACCUGUCGCUGCGUUUCAUCAAGCAGAAGUCCAGCCAGGACUGGUGAAAAACUUCAUUCGGCACCUUGCCGUUUCCCCCCUUCGCUCCGCUGUAUUGCACUACUUUUUCCUGCCGCUGGAUGGCAGCAAAGCACCACACUCUAUCUCACCACUCUCUCAAAUGAGGUUUUCCUUUUUUUUUUUUGUU